Molecule: messenger RNA, 3763 nt
Organism: Entamoeba invadens IP1
Lineage: Eukaryota; Evosea; Mastigamoebida; Endamoebidae
Product: cysteine surface protein, putative
Exons: 1
Source: RefSeq, a predicted model, not a curated record
AUGAUUUCCACUUUUCUAUUUCUUCUCAUUCAAAAUGCAUUGAGUGUCGUCUGCCAAUUAUCUUCUUCACAAAACGAAAUAGACGAAAGUUGUCAGAUCCUCAGUGCAUCAUUCACAACACAAAAUCUGACAAUUAAAAACGAAACUACAAUAUCCGUCUCAGAUUCAUUGACUUUUCAGAGUAACUCCUUUUUGUGUAUGAAGGAUAACACUACACUGAAAAUAAUCAACAAUCUUCUUUUUUAUUUUUCUAUAGCUGAAUUAUCACGUGAUUCAAAACUUAUUACCAAAACUAUAGAAAUGCACAAAACGCAAAUUACACAAAAUGGAAAUGCCCAAUUGAACGUUACGGGACAACUUCUGGUAUAUGACAACUCUCUGAUACUUUUAUUCGACAAAACGAACAUUUUUUCUUCUUUGACAAUUUUGUCCUCUUCAAAUAUUUCAAUGAUGCAAAACACGAAUUUAUUUGUCGAAACAACUUUUCAAUUAAAAGACAAUGCCUUUCUCAGGAUCUUUGAAUUUUCUAAAGUAGUUGCUAAUUAUUUGGAAGUGUUACAAAACGGAAAUAUAGAAAGUUAUACCACAAGUUCGAUUGUUAUUUUAAAUUCAACUGUAAUUCAAAACAGUGGGCAGAUAACACUCCAAAACGAUUCUUCACUUUAUAUAGAGCAGAUUUUGACAAUAGAAAGCGACUCCAAAUUCUCAAUUUAUGACUUUGCAUAUGGAAAAAUCGGGAAUUACACUUUGGUAAGAGAUAAUGGAAUACUUGUUAUAUCUAACAAUAACUAUUUUCAAUUUAAUAUCGUUGAAAUAACCGAAAAUGGGAUUCUUUUAGUUGAUAAAAAAGGGACAUUUCAUUCAAAAAUGCUUUUAUGUAAAAAUGUGACUAUUGAAGUGAGAAAUCAUUCACUAAUCAACACAAUAACAACUAAAAUAGAUUCAGACACAAUUAUUUAUACAAACAAAAUAGCAGGAGAGUCUCCUCUUUUUAUAGUUCACACAAUCGCUGAAAUACAAAAUUUUUCAAUUCAAAACGAAAACACCGACUUUUUCGACUUGAUGUAUUCAAAAGAGGAAAUCACAAUAGAAAGUGAACAACUCCCCAAAAAUACAUUUUUAAUGAUGAACAAAACUCUAUUAAGGUAUGGACUACAUAAUGAAUUAUUUUGCCAUUUAGAAAAUGAAGAUGUUAAAAAUCGAUUAUAUAUAGAGAACUAUUGUCCCUGUAAUAUUGAUAAUUGUUAUAUAGCACCUGUUGGAGGAGACGACUGUGUCUUUGUGAAUAUAACUAAUGACGAGGAGAAAAAUACAGAAAAUGAAAAUGAGAGUUUGCCUUCCCUUCCAAAUAUCAUUCGCCUAUCAAAAUAUACUUUUUACAUCGGUCACAAACAGUUUAUACAUUUUCAUAUAACUUCAAAUAUUAUGAAUGCGACAGAUAUCAAUUUCUUUAAUAUUUCAAUGUCAGCGAAAGUGUUAAUUACAUCACAAACUCCAUUUAAAAUACAUUCCUUGGGUUUAAGCGAAAGCGUUUUGUGUACUAUUGGAGUUAUAGAAAGUGGUACAUUCAAAUGUAUAGAGUAUCUCUAUAAUAUUAAUAUUAAUAACAAUACUAAUAUUAAUACUGGUUAUUGUGUGAAUGGAAGUAUUGAUAAGAUCACAAACUUGUGUGAACACUGUAUUAUAUCUAAUUGCGAGAAGUGUACAAUUGAGAAGUGUGUCUCGUGUAGUACCAAUUAUUCCCUUGACAUAUCAUCAGGAGAAUGUGUAGAAGACAAUCAUUGUUUAUACUUUGGAAAGAAUCGUUGUUUAAAAUGUGAGGAGGGGUAUUCCAUUGUCGAUGGAAUAUGUCAAGUGAAUAAAGACAUGUGCGUAGUAAAAAGUUUUGGUAUUUGCUUGAAGUGUAUAAACAAUUUGCAAUUGUCACAAUCACACAUAUGCAUUUUAAGGUCUUCUUUAAUUGAAGAAAAUGAAAAUGAAGUUCCAUGUGGAAAAGGAUUUUAUAAAGAAAACAGUGUGUGUAUUUCUUGUAAUGAAAAGUUUCCCAAUUGCACACUUUGUGACUUCAAACGGUGUUAUUCGUGUGAAGAGAAUUACAAGUUAUAUGAGUCAAAGUGUAUUAAUAUGAAUUGUACUGCCGAUUUUAGUACGAAAACAGACCAAAAUGGACUCUGUCAUCGUGUCAUACAAAACUGCUUCAGAAUUGUUAAUGGCAUUUGUGUUGAGUGUGAAGACAAUUUUCAAAUGUCGCGAUAUAACACUUGUGUAGAGUCUCUUAUAAGCAACUGUAAAGUGUCAUCCUCGUCAAGUGUAUGUCUGAGAUGUACAAACAAUUACUUUCUUGAUACUACAAAUAAGAGAAGUACUCAAUUAAAUUCAAAUCACAAUGAACGGAACUGUCUGAAGUGUCCAUUUCAAUGUUCUGAGUGUAUGUACAACAAUUCAUUCUGUUUAAAAUGCUCUUCUGGAUAUUAUUUAUCUGAUCACCAAUGCGUUUCCAAUUUAGAAUUAAAGGCGAAAUGUAAGGAUUACGCUUCCUCGGGUAAUUGGUGUUAUGAAUGUAGCGAUGGGUAUUAUCAUCAUGGUGUAGACUGUCAUCCGUGCAACCAAAAGUGUUCUACAUGUGUUCUUGCAGACACGUGUAUUGUAUGUAAUACGACCAAUUUCAUGUCAUCAAGUGGGGAAUGCCUUCCUCAGAGUUUAAUAGUUGGGUGUAAAGUAGAAGUGACACAAAGUGGGUGUUCUCUUUGUAGUGAUGGUUAUUAUUUAUAUAAAACAAAUCAGUGUAAAAGUUGUUCUUCACAAUGUAAGCAGUGUUCCAACGCGAAUUUGUGUGAGUCUUGUUUUGCGACGUUUGUAUUAAAGAAUGGGAAGUGUGUGUUUUAUAAAACCAUUCAAAAUUGUAUUGAAGAGAAGAAUUCGAAGUGUGAGAAAUGCAAAUUGUUGAAUAAAGUGAACUCCAAAGGAGACUCUUGUAAUGAUAUAUCAUACUUAUUCAUGUCUCUGGUUUUUAUAGCUCUUCUUCUCAUCUUUUUCGCGUGUGUUUUUAUCGCGACAUCCAUUGGAAUUCGUUUUAUUAUAAGAAAGAAGCAACUCAAGACUAUGAAAUUAAAUAAGCGCAUUUUCUUACUAAAAUUCACAAAACAUAAAUUCCAAACUAUUUGUAAGGGGGUGGGUGUCAACGUGAAAGAAAUCGAUUUCAACGAGGGCAGCGAGGAAGACGGAAUUGAUGUCAAAAAAGAAACGACGAAAUUUUUGUAUGUCGUGAAUUUAAAAGGAAAGAAGAAGUCGUUUGAAAUUGGUAUUAAAAGUGCAAAUGAGAGUUAUAAGAUCAAGAUAUGUCCAACACACUUCGAUUUAGAGAAAGGCGAGUGUUGUCAAAUCGAAGUCCAAGUUAAGCCGAAAUACACGUGUAACAUUUCCGAUGUUCUCUUAGUCGGUGUUGUUGAUAAGACGAAACAAAAAGUUUUUAAAGAGGCAGACCCACCACUUCCCAAAGUUCAUCACUUUAAAAACAUUUCAUUGCCGGACAACAUCGAAACACCGAAAAGUACUCAAACGGCAGAAGACGGCAUUUUCAUACACACAAAAUCAAAACGGACGCAUUCUUCAUUAGACUUUACGAAGGAUACAAUACCAAGAAAAUCAAUUGAAAUGCAUUUGGAGAAUCACUUCUCUCUACACAACUAUGGAUUCAUUUCUCUCUCUGAAAUCCCAUUUUACGCUCGAACCAAAAUUACUACAAAACUCGAUCCUAACGAAU